UUACAUGUAAGAAGCAAUCGACUCCAGUGAGUAUCGAAUUAAACUUGAAAUUUGAUGCUGUUAUUGCUGAAUUUAAAAAGGAAAAGGAAGCACUCAUUGAUAUUAACUCCAAACUUCAUACUAGGAUUGAAGAGGCUUUAGAUGAUCAAUAUGAAGAGAACAAUGCUAGAAUUGUGAAAUUAGGACAGACUCAAAAUCGUACAAUUAAUUUCUUUAUUACUAAGAUUAAGGAUGAAAACAAUGAGCUUAAAAAAGUUAUUACUGAGUUUGAGAUUAAAAAACAAGCUAAAUACAUUCAAAUUAGUAAGGAGCUUCUUGAUGAGGAUCCAAUAGUUGAUUAUUGUCCUUCUUUCCUGAAUGGAUUGAA
Messenger RNA from Entrophospora candida, 367 nucleotides. The record is from the annotation of a GenBank genome assembly. NCBI's taxonomy places the organism in Eukaryota, Fungi, Glomeromycota, Glomeromycetes, Entrophosporales, Entrophosporaceae.